CCGCCAAGUCCAAAGGCAAGGGUGUGCCAAAGGAGGCGUUGAAGGGGCCGGAGGUGUGCACCGACCCCACCAUGCUCGCCACCCAUGCCAUGGGGGUCAACUACUUCAAGGAGGGUCCGGAGGUGGCCCUGAAGCCCGAGUCCGAGUACCCCGACUGGCUCUUUAAGAUCCACCUCGGGCCCCCCAAGAAGCUGGAGGAGCUGGACCCCGACUCACUCGAGUACUGGAGGCGCCUGCGGAAGUACAACACAUGGCAGCGCAACAAGUUGAAGAAGGGCAAGAAGCUGUAGGUGCUGCUGAGCUGGGGGCUUCCCUGUGUGCCAGCACAAGUGGCACUGGGAUCUGCCCUGGCUUUUGGUCUCUUUUCCUUGCUGUAAAUAAAAAAUAAAUCUCUGGUGAGGCUGUUAUGUGUUACAAA
Molecule: messenger RNA, 418 nt
Organism: Zonotrichia albicollis (white-throated sparrow)
Lineage: Eukaryota; Metazoa; Chordata; Aves; Passeriformes; Passerellidae
Source: RefSeq, a predicted model, not a curated record